Gymnogyps californianus (California condor) is the source of this 2076-nucleotide messenger RNA. RefSeq names its product EBF transcription factor 1 (gene EBF1). Gene Ontology annotation, biological process: regulation of transcription by RNA polymerase II. Lineage: Eukaryota; Metazoa; Chordata; Aves; Accipitriformes; Cathartidae. Gene Ontology annotation, molecular function: RNA polymerase II cis-regulatory region sequence-specific DNA binding; DNA-binding transcription factor activity, RNA polymerase II-specific. Bases 27 to 1805 code for a protein of 592 amino acids. The transcript has 16 exons. The record is from RefSeq and is a predicted model, not a curated record.
AAGAUUUGCGCUGUUGUUUCUGAUUCAUGUUUGGGAUUCAGGAAAGCAUCCAGCGGAGUGGGAGCAGCAUGAAGGAAGAGCCCCUCGGCGCGGGGAUGAACGCGGUGCGGACGUGGAUGCAGGGAGCCGGCGUCCUGGACGCCAGCACGGCCGCUCAGAGCGGAGUGGGUCUGGCCCGGGCUCACUUCGAGAAGCAGCCUCCUUCCAACCUGAGGAAGUCCAACUUUUUCCACUUCGUCCUGGCUCUGUACGACCGGCAGGGGCAGCCCGUGGAGAUCGAGCGCACCGCCUUCGUGGGCUUCGUGGAGAAGGAGAAGGAAGCCAACAGCGAAAAGACCAACAACGGGAUCCACUACCGCCUGCAGCUGCUCUACAGCAAUGGGAUCAGGACGGAGCAGGAUUUCUACGUCCGACUCAUCGACUCCAUGACCAAGCAGGCGAUAGUAUAUGAAGGCCAAGACAAGAACCCAGAAAUGUGCCGAGUUCUGCUCACGCAUGAAAUAAUGUGCAGCCGCUGUUGUGACAAGAAAAGCUGUGGCAACAGAAAUGAGACUCCAUCAGAUCCAGUGAUAAUUGACAGGUUCUUCUUGAAAUUUUUCCUCAAAUGUAACCAAAAUUGCCUAAAAAAUGCAGGAAACCCUCGAGACAUGCGUCGAUUCCAGGUUGUGGUGUCUACAACAGUCAAUGUUGAUGGCCAUGUGUUGGCAGUGUCGGACAAUAUGUUUGUACACAACAAUUCCAAGCACGGGCGGAGAGCUCGAAGACUCGAUCCCUCGGAAGGUACGCCUUCUUAUCUGGAACAUGCAGCUACACCAUGUAUCAAAGCCAUCAGUCCAAGUGAAGGAUGGACUACAGGAGGUGCCACUGUCAUCAUCAUAGGAGACAAUUUCUUUGAUGGGUUACAGGUCAUAUUCGGCACCAUGCUGGUUUGGAGUGAGCUGAUUACUCCUCAUGCCAUCCGCGUACAGACGCCUCCCCGGCAUAUCCCAGGGGUUGUAGAAGUCACAUUGUCCUAUAAGUCUAAGCAGUUUUGCAAGGGAACGCCUGGAAGAUUCAUUUACACAGCUCUGAACGAACCCACCAUUGACUAUGGUUUCCAAAGGUUACAGAAGGUUAUCCCCCGGCACCCUGGUGACCCCGAACGCUUGCCAAAGGAAGUAAUACUUAAGAGGGCUGCUGAUUUAGUAGAAGCACUCUAUGGUAUGCCACAUAAUAACCAGGAAAUAAUCCUGAAAAGAGCAGCAGACAUCGCAGAAGCGCUCUACAGUGUCCCCCGCAAUCAUAACCAGCUCCCCGCCCUUGCUAACACGUCAGUCCAUGCAGGAAUGAUGGGAGUGAAUUCCUUUAGUGGUCAACUAGCUGUCAAUGUUUCCGAAGCCUCACAAGCCACCAAUCAGGGUUUCACUCGCAACUCAAGCAGCGUGUCACCUCAUGGCUAUGUGCCAAGCACCACCCCUCAGCAGACAAAUUACAACUCUGUCACAACAAGCAUGAAUGGCUAUGGGAAUGCUGGAAUGUCAAAUUUAGGCGGUUCUCCAACCUUCCUGAAUGGAUCUGCUGCCAAUUCUCCCUAUGCCAUUGUGCCAUCAAGUCCGACAAUGGCCUCCUCCACUAGCCUCCCCUCAAACUGUAGCAGUUCCUCUGGGAUUUUCUCCUUCUCACCAGCCAACAUGGUCUCAGCAGUGAAACAGAAGAGUGCUUUUGCACCUGUCGUGAGACCGCAAACCUCUCCUCCUCCCACCUGCACCAGCACCAAUGGCAAUAGCCUGCAAGCUAUAUCUGGCAUGAUCGUUCCCCCCAUGUGAAAGAAUUGCCUUGAAGAAUUUUAUUAAUGAAGAGGUUGAAUUCUGCUUCAGAGAGAAUCUGAUACAAGUCCCAGAGUGGAACUUUUUACUCAGGCCUUUUUAAAAAUAAAAAAAGAAAUAAAGAAGAAUCUUACAAUAACUGCGGAUUUUUAAACAAAACAAAAAUCAUCAUCCUUGCAAAUACUGAAAUUAACAAUCUACAAUUGCAAGGUGUUGAUUCAAGUUGUCCAUCCCAAAUACCUGGGAGAUAUAUUUAUUGUAUGUUGAUAAA